GUUAUGGAAACAUUAUAUUGUAAAUGUGUGAACAUCAAACGUUGUUGCUUUCUAGCCACAUGAUGAGACAGUAAUAAUUUUAACACGAUGCAUCUGCAGCAUUGAGCAACUCUAGCCAUGGCUUCUAGAACCACCAUCAUCACACUCAAGCUCUCUUUCCUCUUGAGUUUCCUUCUCUUAGUUUCAGUGUUGAGUGUGAGAGUGAGAGGGUCAAUUCCUCCAACAUGCAAGCGCAUAGAGUGUCCCACCCAUGAUGUCAUUGAAGUUGGUCAUGGCUAUGAAAUCCGCCACUAUCAUAAUUCUACUCUCUGGAUGUCAACUUCUCCCAUUCAAAACAUUUCUCUUGUUCAAGCCACGAGAACUGGCUUUAGGAGGCUAUUUGAUUACAUUCAGGGCAAGAACAACUACAAGCAAAAAAUUGAGAUGACAGCACCUGUGAUCACAGAAGUUUCACCUGGUGAUGGACCCUUUUGUGAAUCCUCCUUUGUUGUCAGUUUCUUUGUGCCAAAAGAGAACCAAGCAAACCCUCCUCCUGCAAAGGGUCUCCAUGUCCAAAGAUGGAACAGUGUGUAUGUAGCAGCAAGACAAUUUGGUGGAUAUGUAAAUGAUUCAAACGUUGGUGUGGAAGCUGCUGCAUUGAGAGCUAGAAUUGCAGGCACUAGUUGGUCUCGUGCCAUUGACAAAAGCCACAAAGAUGGUCGUGCUUCUGUUUACACUGUGGCACAAUAUAAUGACCCUCUUGAAUAUGAUCAUAGGGUGAACGAGAUAUGGUUCUUGUUUGACAUGGAAAGUGAGAGGCAUGCAAUGUGAAAUGUGUGAGAGGACAAGAACUGUUUUCACCAUUUUAUAUAGCUUGUAAACUUUCUACAAGAAAGCUAUGAGCAGAUCACAGUUUGAGGGUUAGAGCAUCUGAUAUUGAUAAAAUAAAGUGUUGAAGAUUUGCUUUAGCCAUAUGGUCUUUGAUUGAAUAAUACUUUGCAUCGCUAGUUUUAUAGUGUGUUUAGAUUUCAGUUUAA
This is a messenger RNA of Cajanus cajan (pigeon pea), 1016 nucleotides long. RefSeq lists its product as uncharacterized. The record is from RefSeq and is a predicted model, not a curated record. Lineage: Eukaryota; Viridiplantae; Streptophyta; Magnoliopsida; Fabales; Fabaceae.